Hippopotamus amphibius kiboko is the source of this 6293-nucleotide messenger RNA. It is a transcript of the gene ISM1, whose product is annotated as isthmin 1. The transcript is spliced from 6 exons. Lineage: Eukaryota; Metazoa; Chordata; Mammalia; Artiodactyla; Hippopotamidae. The record is from RefSeq and is a predicted model, not a curated record. Bases 946 to 2190 code for a protein of 414 amino acids. Gene Ontology annotation, biological process: negative regulation of angiogenesis.
UGGAGAAGGCGGGAGCCAGAGAAGGACGCGCGGUGCCGCUGCGGUGACCUGAGCCCUGCACCGGACCAGCCGAGGCGAGGACCCCUUGCCCUCUGCUCGACCUCGAGCCCUUCCACUCGCCGGCUGCCCCCUGCAAGGCAUGAGCCGCGCGCAGGAGCCCGAGGCUUCAGUGCGGUCAUGAGGCGCUGGCCGGGGAGCGGCGGCUGUGCGACGGCAGCCCCCACGUCCCCUCCGGGCGCGGCGCCUCCGGGAUGAGCCCCCCGACCCGCGACUGCCUGAGCUGAGAUUUACCCCCAGUGCCCCACCUCCGUUCCGCGCGCCUGGGCCGCGGGCACCCGGCCCUUGCAGCUUCCCGCCGAGACACCUGCGCGCUGGACCAGACGGACGCCCAGCGAAUCGGACUCGCCUCCCUUCCCAGGCUCAACCCCGCGGCGCGGGCGCCUGAGCAGCGGUGCUCCAAGAGCGGGCGGCCCACCGUCCGGGAGCGAGUGUUGAGACCUUUCUGGAACGACACUUUAUCUUCCCCCUCAUACAUACGAACGCCAGCUUCAGGGAAGGGCGCACUGUCGCAGACAGACACCUGGCUGGUCCGGCACCCUCUCCGUUCUCCAUCACCACAACUCCCAACUCCACUUUGUCAAUAAAGGUUUCUAAACUCGCCCAGGCACCCGCACCCACUCACAGCCCCGAGACUCAGUGCGCACAGGGCUCUGCCCUCGCCGCCCACAGCGACCUCGGCAGCGGUGGCGCGCACUUGGCACAGCCCGGCCGGCGGACGCGGACUCCGGAGGGGCGCGCAGGUCACCUCCAAACAGUGACAGCCCCCGUGUACCGGGGCCCCCAUCUGCAGCCGGCUCACCCUAGGACUCAGCGGCGGGGCGGCACGGCCCGCGGCCCGAAGGAGCGCAGGGAGGAGGGGAGGUGGCUCGUCGGAAUAACCUCAACAUGGAAAGUGCCUCAACAUCAGAAACCAGCUUUCCUCUCUCCAAAGAAGCACCAGGGAAGCAUUCGGACCACCAGGCUGCACACCAACCCUUCCCCAGACAGCAGUUCCAGCCAGAGGCUGGGCCCCCUUCAUUGCAAAGAGAUGGCCCCAGAUCCUUUCUCCUUGAUCUACCAAACUUUCCAGAUCUUUCCAAAGCUGAUAUCAACGGGCAGAAUCCAAAUAUCCAGGUCACCAUAGAGGUGGUGGACGGCCCUGACUCGGAAGCAGAUAAAGAUCAUCCCCCGGAGAAGAAGCCCAGCUGGGCAGUCCCAGCCCCCGACUGGCGGGCCUGGUGGCAGAGGUCCUUGUCCUUGGCGAGGGCCAACGGCGGGGACUGGGACUACAAGUACGACAGUACCUCUGACAACAGCAACUUCCUCAACCCCCCCGGGGGGUGGGACCGUCCAGCCCCAGGCCACCGGACUUUUGAAACCAAAGAGCAGCCAGAAUAUGAUUCCACAGAUGGUGAGGGCGACUGGAGUCUCUGGUCUGUUUGCAGCGUCACCUGUGGGAACGGCAACCAGAAACGGACCAGGUCUUGCGGUUACGCAUGCACUGCAACCGAAUCUAGGACGUGUGACCGUCCAAACUGCCCAGGAAUUGAAGACACCUUCAGGACAGCUGCCACCGAAGUGAGUCUACUUGCGGGAAGUGAAGAGUUUAAUGCCACCAAAUUGUUUGAAGUUGACACCGACAGCUGUGAGCGCUGGAUGAGCUGCAAGAGCGAGUUCCUAAAGAAGUACAUGCACAAGGUGAUCAAUGACCUGCCCAGCUGCCCCUGCUCCUACCCCACCGAGGUGGCCUACAGCACAGCCGACAUCUUCGACCGCAUCAAGCGCAAGGACUUCCGCUGGAAGGACGCCAGCGGGCCCAAGGAGAAGCUGGAGAUCUACAAGCCCACAGCCCGGUACUGCAUUCGCUCCAUGCUGUCCCUGGAGAGCACCACGCUGGCCGCCCAACACUGUUGUUAUGGCGACAACAUGCAGCUCAUCACCAGGGGCAAAGGGGCAGGGACGCCCAACCUCAUCAGCACGGAGUUCUCCGCGGAGCUUCACUACAAAGUGGACAUCCUGCCCUGGAUUAUCUGCAAGGGCGACUGGAGCAGGUACAACGAGGCCCGGCCUCCCAACAACGGACAGAAGUGCACGGAGAGCCCCUCGGACGAAGAUUACAUCAAGCAGUUCCAAGAGGCCAGGGAGUAUUAAAGAGAUGCGGCCUCAGGUGUUCCUGACACAAACCCACCGCACUGAUCCACCGUCUGGCCCAGAGUCCUUACCUGCGUCCAUAUAUAUAUGUGUUUAUACCACGUGAGUAUUUGUCGUAAGUUACACUAAGGGUGUGCACCAGGCCCUCGUGACUGCCAUCGGAAGCCACCGUUGCCAUCUUCAAUGUCAACAGCCUUCUUGGAACUCUUCCUAGGGAGGAUGUCUGCAGGAGGAUGGGGAGAAAGAAGCCGGAAGAACCUGGAGGCCAUAGCGGGUGGGAUUCAGCUCACACCCCGGAUCCAGUGUUUCCAAGAGAAGCAAAAGGGGAAAGAGAUUGAAGUUGUAAACAUGAUAAGCAGUUUUUAUAUAUAACUUAUUUAAUAUGAAUGUGACUUACGCAUAACCUUUUCUCUGGAGUUGUCAUCGGGAAACUAAUCACUUCUGUGAGAGUUCAGAAAGGGGCUUAGGGAAAUGGAAGAGAAAGGGAAUUUUGUAGUAAUGACUUCUUUAAAAGUAAAUAAUUCGGUGGGAAGAUAUCGAAACAAGAAAAUGCCCACCUGAAACCAAAUGUUUUUAGCCAGUGAGGUACCUUGCUGAAGUCUCAGCUUCCAAAACAUCCUUGCCUCAAACUGGGUAGGGAAUGGCGGGGUAAAGUGGUGUUUUAGGAGCAAAUCUGAGGCCUGGUUUUAAAUAGACUUUAAAACAAAGGCUGAUAUUAGCACAAUGCUAUGAUUCUACUAAAAGACCCCAGAAUAGCAGAACUUCUGCUCAUGCCUUAAUGGGUUCAGAGGGCUACAGGAAAGUCAGACAUAAAAACAAGGAGUAGCACUUUUCCAAAGAAAAAAUGCAAAAUAAAUGGGGAAAGAACAUGAACUUCAUUUCAUCUAUUUUUUUAAUACCAUCUUAACAAUUUUUUCUCCACCAAUAUAUUCUCAGUAAAUACAUAUAAAAACAAGGAGGGGAACUCAAGUCUAGGAAAUCAUAAUUUUUUUUAUGUUUUAAGAAAGAAAAAAAUACAUUAUUUUUGUAAAGUAUUUAUUGAGUCACUGAGUCUUGUGCAUCAAGCAGUUGUAAUAUGGCCUGGUUCUGUAGGGUGGAACUUAGGACAAAUAAAGAGUUGCUUCUUAUGCAAUCUUUACUUGCAAAACUCCAGGAAAAGAGAUUAUAUAAUAAAAUCAUAAUAAAAUGUGUUACCUGCAGUAAAUGUGUUACCUGCAAAUAUUUAUGAUACAAAUUCCAUAAAUAACCCUGGUAAAGCAGGGCUUCGAGGCAGGGGAAAGGAAGGUUCAAACCAGGUGGGAAUAAAAGGCUCAUUGAUUGAUGUGAUGGUGGGUGGUAUACGUCAUAACAUCUUUGGCACCAAGAACAUCAACCCAGCUCCCGGGAGGCUGGAGCUCAUUGACUGACACAUGUGCAACUUUUUGCCCACCCAGAGCUAAGAAAGAGCUAAGAAAGCCAAGUCAGAGCAAAGGCUUAAGACAGCCCAGGUGAGUGGGACUGCUUCCAGACAAAAUUCUGCAAUUACAGUAAUAAGUAGAAUUCCUCAUUGUGCAUUUUAUUCCUUUUCCAGAUGAGGAAACCAAAGCUCAGAAAAAAUAGGUCAGUCACAUUGGAUCCACCCUUCAUUUCUUAGUCCAGUGCUCUAUCUACUACAUCAAAUUUAUGAUAUUCUUAUAUUCCUGGUGCCUUUGAUAUUCCUGACCCUUUCCUUAGGUUCUCUUAAUAAAAUCUUGUUUUUAUGGAAAAGCUCUUAUCAGUCAUUUACACUUUAGAAUGAAUUAUCCAUAUAUUGCCCACUCUCAGGAUAUUUAUAUUUGAGAUCCAUUUCUAAUCAUGGAAUGAGAAUCCUUAUUCACAUCUGAAGGAAUUUUAGGCAACUGAUUGGUAGGGAGAAAAUCAGUAGGUCUGUAUAUCAGGGAAGCAGAUUUGGCUCCUGAUAAUAGGAAAACCAUUUUUGCAAAGAGAGUUGAUAGGAAUGCAUUGCCUUUGGGAUGGUCAGUACCCUGUCAGGAUAGGCAUUCAAGCAGAGCUGGAGAUGAAUCACAUGAGAAGCUCAUUUUAGUGAGGAGGAGAGAGAAAAAUGUACAGCAAUAACCCCCCCCCCCCCCCACUCCCAAUAAGUGUUCUAUAAAGGGUAAGUGGAAAGUACACAGGUAAAUAGAGGCAGGAAUCAGGGCACUACCUGCUGGACCUAAUGGAGGACCUAAGUGGUAUUUCAUAAGGCAGAGAAGAGGGAGGGCAUGUAGAUGCAUUUGGAGUAAGAAAACAGUAUGGGCAAAGGGCAAGGAACUAGGUAAGAGCUUGGUGUUUUCUGAAAACUGGGAUGUUUAGAGUGAUGAGCCAGAGGGACAAGAAUGGUGAGUUAUGGGGCCAUGUCUGAGGUGUUUUUGUUAAGGAUUUAGCUUGGGAAAUUAAAGCUCUUUCUUACUAUAGUGAGAAUGACUGAUAUGAGCAGUGUUUCCUUUGGGCUAUUUGCCUCUUCGUAUCAGACCUUCCUGACAUAGUGAACUGAGAGUUGGAAGGUGGGGUGAAUUGGGAGCUGGGGAGGGCUUCUGGGCUCUCUGCCUACUGAGAACACUGCUAGUCUCCCAUCCACCUUCCAGAGGGUGCCCCCCAUCUGGAAAUUUGCUGAACUGUCCUCUGCCUCUAUCCAGGUGUAUCUCAUUCACUGCAGGGCUCCUAGCCAGCCCCAGGGCAACGCUGGGUGGUUCCUUCAUGGAAAGGGGAUCCUGUGCUCAAGAGUCAACUUUGCCCACCACAGAGUAGGCUGUGUGCCCCUCACCUGCAGCACCUAUUUAUAGGACCCCUCAGCGCUGCUCUACAGCCACCUCUAAUCGAAUGCUUUGUUUCUUUGCCGCUCCUUGGAAGGAGAGCCCUUUCCCUGGUGACCCACUGGGCCUCUCGGGUGCCCCGUCUGAGCAAGCCAAUAGUGGCAGACAGAGGAGCCAAGGCCCUCUAGUGGCCACACGUGGGAAGGAUAAGGGUGAGGCCCCAGAAGAGCCGGGCAUCCCCCUCACCCCAUUCAAGCACCCAGCAGGAUUAGUCUCCAAGCCUUUCCAUCUUUGUAGCCUAGUAACCAGAGGGUGGAGUUCCCUACCAUAAGACCAGGGACCAAGGAUCAAGAAUAGGUACAAUACCAGCCACGCUUCCUGAGCACACAUUUUGUGCCUCUGUGCUAAUCACUCACCACGGGAGGCAGGCAGAUUAUAUCCAUUUUACAGAUCAGGCAAAACAAGCCCAACGAGGUCUUCUCACCUGCCCUAGUUAUAAGUCUCUGUACAUGGCAAAGCUGGUUGAAGACCAUGUUCGUAACCUUACCCCCUACUCCACUCUCUUCCUAACCUCCCAACACACAGGAUCAGGGGUUUUGCUCCAACUCACUCUACCUUUGCUCAAAUUGUUCAGAUCUGCCAAAUGUCCCUGCACCAACCUUUCUGGUGUCUCGCGUUGAUGACAGUGGGCCUGGCUUUAGCUUUAUAUACCCUGCUCAGUUCUCUCAUAUACCAUAAGAGGAUUUGAAUCCUGUAUCUGAGCAGUUGCUCAGGGUGGGUGAGUAGCAGAGCCUGAAUUUCCAGAAGAUAGACUGCUCCACGGAUAAGAACAGAGACUAGUCUGUUUUCCCUGCUGCACCCAAGCCCUGUGCCAACCACUGCUUGUUGCGUAGACCUCAAGGGCAGGUGCCGUGUCUCAUGCCCUAGCUCUGUACCUGGCAGGUGUCAUCAGGUAAGGUACAGAGGGUGGAAGAGUUUGAAGUUUGCAGCAGACUGCCUAGAUUCCUAUCCUGGCUCCCUCCGUUGCCUGCGGGAUACCACUGGAUAAAGUUAACCAUCCUCCAUAUAUUCUAGUUUCCUCAUACAGCUGUUUGGAGAAUAAAAUAAGAGAUAUGAAGUUCCUAGCAUAGGGCCUGUCUUGUACCAUGUGCAUUGGUGUUGAGUCAUUGGAGAAAUAUUUAUUGAGUGUGUACUAGUUGCCAGGCAUUGUUUUAGAUGCCAGAGAUACAGCAGUGUACCAAUCCAAGUUUUCCUGGUGGAGGGGAGAUGGCUGAUAAAUAAAUAAGUAUAUGAUCUGAAAUAAUGGUAAGUGAUACCAAGAAAAAUAAAUUA